UGGUGGUCGGGCUGCCUCCUCUGCUGGUUGGGUUAGAAGAGGCCGCGGGCGUUCGGCCCCGGCUGCCAGCCCGAAGCGGUGGCCCUGAGUGUCGAGUUCGAGACUUCCUUCUGGGCGGACCAGGCUCCACCCUUUCGUCCUGCUCCGGUGGGCGGGUUUCAGGAGAAAGAGUAGUGAUGAUGCGGGUGUGCUGGUUGGUGAGACAGGACAGCCGGCACCAGCGAAUCAAACUUCCCCAUUUGGAAGCAGUUGUGAUUGGUCGAAGCCCAGAGACCAAGAUCACAGAUAAGAAAUGUUCUCGACAGCAAGUACAGUUGAAAGCAGAGUGUAACAAGGGCUAUGUCGAAGUAAAGCAGGUGGGGGUCAAUCCCACCAGCAUUGACUCCGUCAUCAUUGGGAAGGACCAAGAGAUGAAGCUGCAGCCUGGCCAGGUUCUCCACAUGGUGAAUGAACUUUAUCCAUAUAUUGUAGAGUUUGAGGAAGUAGCAAAGAGUCCUGACCUAGAAACACAAAGGAAGAGAAAGAGGUCAGACUGUGAUGGUGAGGAGAUGGAUGCUGCUCAGGAAGCGGAGUCUGGGACAGGGCUAGCACCUGGGAGCAGCCCCAGCCAGUGCUCUGUGCCUUCUAAGAAGGGCAAGGAUGGAGUCACCAAAGAGGAGUCACUGGGCCACUGGAGUCAAGGCUUGAAGGUUUCUAUGAAAGACCCCAAAAUGCAGGUUUACAAAGAUGAGCUGGUGGUGGUGAUUAAGGAUAAAUAUCCCAAGGCCCGUCACCAUUGGCUGGUCUUACCAUGGGCCUCCAUUUCCAGUCUGAAGGUUGUGACCAGUGAACACCUUGACCUUCUCAAACAUAUGCACACUGUAGGGGAAAAGGUGAUUUCGGAUUUUGCUGGAUCCAGCAAACUGAGAUUCCGGUUGGGUUACCAUGCUAUUCCCAGUAUGAGCCAUGUACACCUUCAUGUGAUCAGCCAGGAUUUUGAUUCUCCUUGCCUUAAAAACAAAAAACAUUGGAAUUCUUUCAAUACAGAAUACUUUCUGGACUCACAAGCUGUGAUCAAGAUGGUGGAAGACACUGGCCGAGUGACUGUUCAAGAUGGGACUUCUGAACUCCUGAAGCUGCCUCUCCGUUGCCACGAGUGUCAGCAGCUGCUGCCCUCCAUCCCGCAGCUGAAGGAGCACCUCAGGAAGCACUGGGGCGGGUGACCGUCCCCGGCGGCCGGGUGCAAUGCCAGCGUGUGUCCGCAGUGCCCGUGCCCGUGCAGUCCUGAACUAAAGCAUGCAACUUUUCAAAACAAAGCUUAUUUAUUCUUGAGCGGCCACACACAGGGACUGGUAGUUCAGGAUGGGGAGUUUGGGUUUGUGUGGGUGUAUACUCUGGUGAUGGAAGCUGGGACAUCCUGCCUGAUCACCCUGCGAGGACCAUGUCAGGCCUGACUAGUGAGGGGGAGGAAAGCCAGCCUGAGACGCGAAUGCAGGAUGCGGAAGCAGAGCGAUGGUAAUAUAUUUUGUCCCUACUCUGUCCCCUCCA
Messenger RNA from Peromyscus eremicus (cactus mouse), 1527 nucleotides. It is a transcript of the gene Aptx, whose product is annotated as aprataxin. NCBI's taxonomy places the organism in Eukaryota, Metazoa, Chordata, Mammalia, Rodentia, Cricetidae. Gene Ontology annotation, molecular function: double-stranded RNA binding; protein binding; single-strand break-containing DNA binding. Bases 177 to 1202 code for a protein of 341 amino acids. Gene Ontology annotation, biological process: single strand break repair; double-strand break repair. The transcript is spliced from 8 exons. Gene Ontology annotation, cellular component: nucleus. The record is from RefSeq and is a predicted model, not a curated record.